AUGUUCAAAGCUGUGGCUCUGUUUUUGUGUGCUUUUUCCGUUGCCAAGGCAACAACGCCCUCCGUUGACGCUUAUAUCCAAGAUGGGGCUCCUAGAUUUACUAUCCAUGUGGACUACGACACCCUCGGACCUUGGCUCAACGUGUCUGCUGCAGGUACCGUUGUCAACGAGAACUUUGGCUGGCAGGCCGGCUCGGCCCAGGUCCUUGACAAGGACGGCCAGCCGUCCAAGUACGGCAACACGGGACUGAGCGAGUCCGAGUCGGGCAUCGUCACCACGCUGGACUUUGACUUCGACGACGACCUGCUGUCCUACUACGGUGGGGUCAUCGCCCACUCUCCAAACACCACCUCGUAUGGCGGUGACUAUUUCUCAGCCACCUGGGAAAUCUCCAUCUACAAAGAGGGAGCUACCAAGCCGGACGUGUACAAUGUGGAGGCUUCUACGCACGUCAACUGA
Ogataea philodendri is the source of this 459-nucleotide messenger RNA. RefSeq lists its product as uncharacterized. Bases 1 to 459 code for a protein of 152 amino acids. Lineage: Eukaryota; Fungi; Ascomycota; Pichiomycetes; Pichiales; Pichiaceae. The record is from RefSeq and is a predicted model, not a curated record. The transcript has a single exon.